AUGAACCUAUUAUUCACAGCGUACGACGCAGGAUCGAACAUCUUGUCCUCGUGGCGCACGUACCAGUCCGUGGCGACAAAGACAUCCACUCGCUUCUUCCACGCGUGGCGAGAUCAGUCUGAAGUUCGUCUGAGCGCUGGUCUAAGUGGUCUGCAGAUUUGGCACCCGUUUCUGGCUAUGAGGUCAGAGUGUGAGGACAUGAUCUUGAUUAGGAACGAUUGCCAACUGCUCGGGGGACCAUGUCGAUCAAGGCGACUUCUGGACUUACCGAAUGAUACACGUGAUUUUUCUGGCACAACGUUCUCUGAAACACCCCUGCUAUGAAAUAUUCGUCGGCGGCUCGGGGACCGCGUUCACAUCGGUCAAAAGAAACCAAACGCCGGUACCGUGUCAACGCCAACCUCCGUGCCGAGACCUUCAACAAGCCUACCGGAUCUCACCUCAAAACAAGCUUCGAAGAUCCGUAAACAUCCUAGUCGGAAACAAAAGCACACGCCAACCCUCGACCAUCGUCAAAUGGUUUAUCCCGCGUACCUCGACUCGCUUGAGCCGAUACAUUUCCCACUGCUCGAGAGACAGGUCAAUCCAAUGUCUAAAAUUCAUACAACCGAAGGAACAAAUUGA
This is a messenger RNA of Microbotryum saponariae, 624 nucleotides long. NCBI's taxonomy places the organism in Eukaryota, Fungi, Basidiomycota, Microbotryomycetes, Microbotryales, Microbotryaceae. The record is from the annotation of a GenBank genome assembly.